AUGCCCAUCCCUCUAAUCGGCGGUCUCUUCAGCUCCAAGGCCAGCGACUCCAGCAAGAUGUCCUAUCCCGUCCAGAAGACCGACGACGAGUGGCGCGCCGUGCUGAACAAAGAGCAAUUCCGGAUCCUCCGCCAGAAGGGCACCGAGACCCCCGGGUCCGGCAAGUUCGACAAGCACGCCCCCUCGGCGGGCGUGUACACGUGCGCGGGCUGCGACGCGCCCCUGUACAAGGCGUCGCACAAGUUCAACAGCGGCUGCGGAUGGCCCGCCUACUUCGACAGCGUCCCGGGGGCCGUCAAGCGCUUCGAGGACAACAGCGGGUUCAUGAAGCGCAUCGAGAUCGUCUGCUCCAACUGCGGCGGCCACCUCGGCCACGUCUUCCAGGGCGAGGGCUUCCCCACCCCGACCGACGAGCGCCACUGCGUCAACAGCGUCAGCCUGAACUUUAGCCCGGACGACGCCCCUGUGCAGAAGGCUGCUGGCGGUGAGGGCAAGGAGUAG
Diaporthe citri is the source of this 501-nucleotide messenger RNA. RefSeq lists its product as uncharacterized. NCBI's taxonomy places the organism in Eukaryota, Fungi, Ascomycota, Sordariomycetes, Diaporthales, Diaporthaceae. Gene Ontology annotation, biological process: protein repair; response to oxidative stress. The record is from RefSeq and is a predicted model, not a curated record. The transcript is spliced from 2 exons. The coding region runs from base 1 to 501 and encodes 166 amino acids. Gene Ontology annotation, molecular function: peptide-methionine (R)-S-oxide reductase activity.